CACUCAAGUGUCCGAGCUCCGCGCGGGUCCGUGAAGUGGACGAAAAACUUGGUCAACAAGCCGCCAGUGUGAGCAGCUUUCAGCCCUCAGCCCGCGGACUUCUUCUUCCAUUUGUACCGCGGAUUAUCGGUUAAUCGGUACGCAGCUCGGUGCAGGCCGCGGGAAGCCGCUUGUCCCGUGUUUCCGUGCGUGAAAGCGGGAAGAAAGUGCGUGUUUCUCAGUUUCGGAGUGAAACCGCGUCUCAGACGGCGAACAGCACACUUCCAUGUGGGCAGACCGUCUCCGAGUCUAACAAAAGACCCGCUCCGCUCGGUCCCACCUCCGCUUCCUCCAGCGCAGGACUCCGGUUCCCGGCUGAGGCUUGAGUUGGGUUCGUUCUGUCCGAGUUCGCGUCUCAGAUUCGGUCUUUGUGACUCGGUUUCCCUCCUUUUUUUCAAAGUGCUGCCGGUGGACGCGGAGCCGAGAGAUGCCGCUCCUCCACAGAAAAGCCUUCAUCCGACAGAAACCUCCGGCGGACCUGCGGCCGGACGAGGAGGUCUUCCUCUGUAAGAUCACGCACGAAAUCUUCAGGUCCUACGACGAGUUCUUCGAGCGGACCAUCCUGUGUAACAGUUUGGUGUGGAGCUGUGCUCUGACGGGGCGAGCGGGCCUGACCUACCUGGAGGCGGUGGAGAGCGAGCGGCGGGCGAAGCAGAGUCUGCAGAGCUUCCCUCCAUCUCUGGUGGUUCCUCUGCUCCACCUGGCCGCUCUGAGCCGACGCUGCAGACUGACGGAGCUCUGUGAGGACGUCUACACCUUCGUCAAAGACCGGUUCUUCCCUGGAGAGACGGUGGACGUUACGGGACGCAACGGAGCCAGACAUGUGUGUGAAAUCCUGCAGGUUCACUCACCUCAUUCCAGUGCUAACGGCGCGCCGACCGCUAACGGCCACGCCAGACCAGCUGACGGUGACGCCAUCGUCAUCAGUGACAGCGACGACGAGAGCAAAGCCUUCCAGAGUCCCACAGCACAGAUCAGCAGCAGGAAGAAGAAGAAGCCUCUGAGUCCGUCAGUAUUUAAAUACACAGUGAGGAUGAUGAAGGACGAACACAGUGAGACUUUCACUGUCAAAGCCAAUCAGAUCAGUCGCAGGAAGACCAGCGUGUCCAGAGAGAGACUGAAGCUGCUCUUUAAGCAGCACUGUGAACCUCAAAAUGGGACCAUCGUACUCAAGCCCUCCUCAGUGAUGAAGUACCGGCUGUCUGAACAAACCUUCUCGCAGUUCUUCCCUGAUGAGCCCCCCCUGUUCCCCUUCAGCCCCCCCUCUAAAGGUGGAGGGCGUGGCUCUCCCGGACAGCAGGCGGGUUCGUCGCUGCUGAAGGCGGCGGAGAAGUUAAAGCUGCUGCAGCAGAGGGAGGAGAUGGCAGCUGCCGCUCAGGACAGAGCUCGGCUGAAGAAGGAGAAGGAGGAGGCGCAGGAGGCCAAGAGGAGGGAGAGGGAGGACAGAGAGAGGCUGAAGGAGGAGCAGAGGAGGAGGUUUGAGGAGGAGAAACAGAGGAGGAGGGAGGAGAAGGAGCGCAGGAAGCUGGAGAAGGAGAGGGAACGAGAGAAGCUGAAGGAGGAGAAGAAGAAAUACGCUGAACGACUGAAACUGUGGAACAAACCCAGAGAAGACAUGGAGUGCGAAGACCUGAAGGACCUGCCCAGCCCGGUUCCAGUGAGGACUCGUCUUCCAGCUGAGCUGUUUGGAGAAGCUCUGAUGGUUCUGGAGUUCCUACGGGCCUUUGGCGAGGUCUUUGACCUGAAGGACGAGUUCCCCGAUGGAGUCUCUCUGGAGGUUCUAGAGGAGGCUCUGGUGGGUUCUGACCCUGAAGGUCCUCUGUGCGAGCUGCUGUUCUUCUUCCUGUCGGCCAUCUUUCAGGCUCUGGACGAGGAGCAGGAGGAUAUGGCUAAAGACCAGGCAGAAGACCUGUCGGAGGCUCUGGACGACGACUCUGACGCCACUCAGUCGGCUCUCAGCGCCGUCGCCUCAUUGGCUGCCGCCUGGCCUCAGCUGCAUCAGGGCUGCAGUCUGAAGCAGUUGGACCUGGACAGCUGCACGCUGUCGGAGAUCCUGCGGCUGCACAUCCUGGCGUCUGGCGCCGACUGUUACCACGGCAACGCCAAGUUCCGCUACCAGAAGCAGGGCGGGUUCACGCUGAUGGAUGACCCGUGCGUCGAGCUGCGACUGGCAGAGCCGGCGCUGCUCAAGAGGCUGACGAGCACGGCGGUGUAUGACCUGACUCCAGGGGAGAAGCUGAGGAUCCUGCAGGCUCUGCUGGGGAAGCUGCUGACGUUGGCGUCCAGCAGAGAUCUGAUUGAAGACUGUGUGGAGGAGCAGAGAGCCGCCAGACAGGAACUGAGAGAGAUCCGAGCUGAACAACACCGCCGCGAGAGAGAGGAGGCCGCACACAGGGUUCGUCUUCGUAAAGAGGAGAAGCUGAGGGAGCAGGAGCAGAGGCUGAAGGAGAAGGAGGAGAGGCUGAAGGAACAGGAGGUGAAGGGAGGACUCCCAACAAACAGUGAGACUCAGGUAGAACAAAAAACUGAGGAAGACGAGGAGCAAAAGUCUUCAUCCCACAAGAAGAUGAAAGCUAAACUCAACCAACAGACGACCUCUGACCCCAAACCGCCGCCCCGCCCCCCCACCAGCCUGACUGCGGAGGAGCUGGAGAACGAGCAGGAGAAGGUUCGAGAGCUGCAGGAGCGGAUCCAGAAGGCAGCGGCCUGCACCUGCUUGCUGCCUCUGGGCAGAGACCGUCUGUACCGCCGGUACUGGCUCCUCCCCUCAGCCCCCACUCUGUUUGUAGAGGACGACUGCUUCGGCCUGACGGAGGACAUGCUGCAUCCACGCCCAAAACCUGCACAGGACGCCACAACCAAGAUGGAGGACGAGGAGGUCAUCAAGGAGGAGCCCGCCGAGGGAAGUGCUGGCUCUAGUCCCGCCCCCCUCCACACCUGCGGGCCGCCAGUCAAACGACCCAACCAAUGGUCCUUCUACAGCUCAGUGGAAGAGGUGGAUCAGCUGAUCGAGGCUUUGAACCCUCGAGGUCACAGAGAGAGCGGCCUGAAGGAGGCGCUGCUGCAGGAGAGAGAGAGACUGCAACACCUGCUACAGAACUGUGACAGGAACAAAUACAGUCAUUCAGAUGAUCCGGAGUCGUCCAGAUCUGUCCCAGAGUGCACUGCUGCAGCUGAGACUGUGAUGGAGGUGAGACUGAGAGACCUGCUGCUGGACAUCGAGGACCGAAUCCACCAGGGAACUCUGGGAACUCUGAAGGUGAUGGACAGACAGGCGUGGCGCUCAGCGCUGGAAACGGGAAACUACGAGCUGCUGUGUUCUGACGGCAGAGAGAACGGAGGGAUGAACGGACGAGUGGAAGCCAUAGAGGUGGACUCACCUGCCCACCUGAGAGCCAGAGACAGGCUGCAGGAGCUCAAGUCUGACGGCGUGGCCUCGGGCAGCGGGACUCCUCAGGUGGUCAGCAGCGCUGUACAAAUCCUGGCUCAGGCCCUCGUUCACAUCGAGCACGGCAUUGAGAGGCGCUUCCUCAAAGCUCCACUAGGUGAGGAAGACUCGAAGAAAGACCAGAAGACCACGACGAAGAAGAACAAGAGGAAGGACGAGGACCAGGCCAGUGACGAUGGCAGUGACAGCGGCCGGGUCAGUAAGACGGUGUUGGAGCGAUGGAGGGAGUCUCUGCAGUCCUGCUCAAGUCUGUCUCAGGUGUUUGUCCACCUGUCCAGUCUGGAGCGAAGCGUCCUCUGGUCUCGCUCCGUCCUCAACGCUCGCUGUCGCAUCUGCAGACGCAAAGGAGAUGCCGACAACAUGCUGCUGUGUGAUGGCUGUGACCGAGGACACCACACCCACUGCCUGAGGCCCCGCCUCAAGUCGGUUCCAGGGGGAGACUGGUUCUGUCCAGACUGUCGACCCAAACAGAGAUCCAGCCGCCUGCCGUCCCGUCAGCGCUCUUCUAUCGAUGAGGAGGAGGAAGAGGAGGAGGAUGACAAACAGGAAGAGGAGGAGUCUGAGGAAGAAGAAGAGGAGUCUGAGGAAGAGGAGGAGUCUGAGGAGGAGGAGGAGGAGGAGGAGGAAGAAGUAGUGAGCACCAAGAAGAGUCCGGCCCCGCCCCCUAAAGGCAAGAGCCAACAGGCCACGCCCAAGAACAGCGCCGCCUCAGCAGGGAAAAACUCAUCAGCCUCCAAGUCCUCAGGGAAAAAGGCCACGCCCCCCACAGUGAAGGCCAACAUGGCGUCUGGAGGUAAAGCUCCGGCCCGCUCUGGGAGUCGAGUCAGCGCCCGUCUGAGCCACGAAAUCCUGCCACCAAACGGCAACACCAAGAUCUCACCUGGUCAGAGCGAGCCCCACAAGAGACCGCCAACAGACACUGCUCCCCUUCCUAAACCCUCCAGACCCGUCCUCCCCCCUUCAUCCUCCUCCUCCUCCUCGUCUUCAUCCAGCCGACGCUCCUCCGGCAGGAAUCACGGAGUCCACGAGCUGUCGGCCUGCGAGCAGCUGACUGUGGAGCUCGUCAGACAUGAGGACAGCUGGCCCUUCAUGAAGCUGGUGUCCAGGACUCAGGUCCCCGACUACUAUGACAUCAUCAAGAAGCCGAUCGCCCUCAGCACCAUCAGAGAGAAAGUCAACAACUGUGAAUAUCAGACAGCAGGGGAGUACAUCUCAGACGUGGACCUGAUGUUCUCUAACUGUCUUCAGUAUAAUCCUCGUCACACUAACGAGGCGAAGGCCGGACACCGCCUGCAGCAGUUCUUCCACUCGGAGCUCAGCAGACUCGGCCUAUCAGAGCGCAGCUCCGCCCCGCCCGCCAAACGGUCCCGACACUGAACCAAACGCACCCCUCUGACCUCACCGCCGUCCACUCUGCUGAUUGGUCCAGGGGAUGAGACGCGGUCCAAUUCCCUCCUGAUGGACUGACAUGGUGUCGCUCCUUUAUGACCUCUGACCCCCGUGACCCCGGCGGCCACAGCGCUCUGCGGUGAAGCGUGUCAUCAGCACGUGAAAGUGUUUCUGGCAGUUCACAGGGACUGCAGGGGUCAAAGGUCAUGAGCGUCAAAA
Molecule: messenger RNA, 5095 nt
Organism: Siniperca chuatsi (mandarin fish)
Lineage: Eukaryota; Metazoa; Chordata; Actinopteri; Centrarchiformes; Sinipercidae
Gene: baz1a
Product: bromodomain adjacent to zinc finger domain, 1A
Exons: 29
Coding region: 467-4864 (1465 amino acids)
Biological process (GO): chromatin remodeling
Molecular function (GO): protein binding
Source: RefSeq, a predicted model, not a curated record